AAUAUAAAGACUAGAGAUGUAAAGAAAAAAAGUAAUGCGCAAGCGAGGAACUAGCCGUUACGAUUUCACUGUCUUUCCGUCUUUUCUCACUCUUUAAAAUUCAAAACUUUGGAUCGUUAAGUAUUCAUAAUCUUGCAGAUUCUUUAUAUCUUCGUUCAUUUAACGAGCAAGAACUGAGAUUUCUUAAAUAAUUCAUCCCAAUUUCCGAAGGAUCCUUGGGCGAUUUCAUCAUCAGUCAUGGCUUCUUCUCCUGCUAAUUGCAAGGCCUCGGUAUCUUCUUCCUCGUCUCCUUCAGUCCCUUGCCGACCAAACCCUAAACCCAGAAGCUCGGAGACCGGAGAUCUGAUGCGACAGAGUUUUCGAGCCAACCCAUUUCCGGCAGAUUUGUCCCGGAGGAACUCAGCGCGAAGAGAAAUCAGCCGGGUCGAUUUUGGGGAUAAAGAGAACCAGAACGACAAGGAUCAAAUCUCAAAUGUGGUCAAAGCUCCAAAGGGUGUCAAGAACUUCAUGUCACCGACGAUUUCAGCCGUUUCCAAGAUCAAUGCAUCGCCAAGGAAGAAGAUAUUGUCUGAUAAGAACGAAGUGCCUCGAUCCUUGGACAAAACCCACCAUCAUCAGAUUUGUGUCGAUAAGAAGAAGCAAUUUCAUGAGGAGGAAUCACAUGACAUUACUGUCACCGAUUUGGAUGAGAGUCAUGGAAACAAGAGCAAUGGAGAUUUCGAUGACUCAAGCUUCAAGAUUAGCCCUCUCCCUCCUUCUGUUCCAUACGCAUUCGCUGUGUUUGAGUCUCAUCAAGUGGAUCCAUCGCUGGCUCCUUAUGAUCCAAAGAAGAACUAUCUGUCACCGAGGCCUCAAUUUCUUCAUUACAGGCCAAAUCCAAGAGUCGAGCAUCAUUUUGAUGAGUGCAAGCAGCUCGAGGAGCUUUUCAGCUCUGAAAGCUCUUCUUCCGACACUGGUUUGUCAGCAGAGGAAAGCCAACUAGAAGAGGAAGUUACUUCAAAGGAAGGCGUAGUAGCAGUAGAAGAAGAGACGGAAGUAAUCAAGGACGAGAGUGUUGAGGAGCGUUUGGAAGCAGCGGAGGUUGAUGAAGAAGUAGUGGUUGGUGAAAGCACUGAAGAAGAAGAAACUCAUCAGUUUUCAAAGCAGUCUCGCUUCAACACUUCCAAGUUGCUUGGUUGGAUUUUGGUUCUUGGUGUGGCGUAUUUGUUGUUGGCUUCUUCAGUGACAUUUACUCAGCCAAGCAUCAUUCAGGAUUCACAAUUCUACAAGUUCCAUAUUCCACCAGAAAUCACAAAGACUGCAACAGAGAGCUUUGAGCAGUUUAGUGUCAAGCUGAGGAUGUGGGCAGAAUCAUCACUGGUGUACAUGGAUAAGCUGAUCUCAAGUCUACGAAGACAAGAAGGAUAUGAUAUUUUUCAAUAUCAUAAUUUGACAGAUAUUUUGGAAGAUACCAGAUUCUCUGAUACUGUUUUCCAGACACCUGGUGGUGAAAUCAUUGUUGCUGGGUUGCUGAUGGAUAGCCAAGCCCGGAGCUUGGAAAUAGAUAUGGAAGAAGAGAUUGUUGGUCAUCAGGAACCUGAACAACCGGAGAAGGAUGGUGAAAUCGUUCUUGAAGCUGUCUACAAUGGGGACGGCAGUGAAUCUGAGCAGGGGAGUGAAGGAGGAGAGGUGAACUCAGAAAUGGUUUUUGAAUUUGAUACGCAGGCUGAGAUCAAGACGGCCACAGAUGCAGAUAUGAAAGGAGGUGAAGAAUAUGUAGAAUCUCUUUCUGAAGAGGAAGAAAGUGAUGGCCAAGAAACUGAUGGUGUUGAAGGGCAGAGUGAAUAUGACCAGAAGAAGCUGAAGGAAGGUCGUGAAUCUGAAACUAAAGCAGCCCAAAAUGAUGAGAAGAACAUAGUAGAAGCUGAAUCCGCCGCACACCAGAUAGAAGAUGUUGAGUCUGCUGCAUUCAGUGGUCACCAGCAAGUAGACACUGAAGUAGCCAAUGCUGAAACUGGCUUUGAAGAAGAAGGUAUUGGGGAAAUUGCUGAAUCCAGCUCCGAUAUUUCAGCAGAAACGACUGAUGAAGAUGGUAAUGAUUUGGAAGAAGACAGUAGGAUCGGUGAAGAAGUUGCUAAUGAAGCAGCAGAAUGGAAGGAAAUUUUGUUGAGUAACCAGAAGAAAGUUGUAGUCUUGUUUUCUACUGUGAUGGUUAUGCUUGCUGCAGCAGCUGCUUUCUUAUUAGCUAAGAAGAAGGCAAAACCUGCGAUGAUGCUACAUGAAGAUGGUGAAGCAGCAACAAUCUCUGACGCUAAAGAGGUAAAUUUUGAGCAUGUGCCAGUAGAGAAUCUGAUCAAAGAAAAGCUCUGUUCUCUGAAUUUCCAUGAAGAAGAAGAAGAAGUUGAUGAUGACAGAACAAGAGAGGUAUCAUCAUUCCCUUCUGAGAUGAGCUUUAGUUCCAAGAAGAACAAAUCAUUGCACGGCUGCAACGACAGAGAUGAUCUUAAAGAAUAUCAAAGCGGAGGAGGAGGAGGCAGGAAGAGUAACGAUAGCGGCGAAUCUAUGGCGUCCUCGGCAUCAGAAUAUACUAUAGGCUCUGUUUCAUAUGGAAGUUUCACAACAUACGAGAAGAUACAAAAGAGAAGUGGUCGUAAAGAGAAAGAGAUGGUAACACCGGUGAGGCGUUCAAGCAGGAUCAGGAACCAUCAACAUUCUGGUAAUCAGUGAUCGGGGUUUGGUCGCCCAAACGGAAACAGAGAAAGCUGCAGCUCAAGAGAAACCAAAAGCUAAACCUGCAGUCAAAACAAGGUCCUCUCCUUUGUCCGUACACAGAAUCUUUGUUGACAUCCCAACGUGGCUCUACAACACCAUUUUGCUUUGCUUGUGUGCUAGGCAAUUGUAAACCGCUUAACCUGUAGGAAAUGAAAAUGGAAUCUUGAUUUUUUUUUUGUGUGUCUCUUAUCUAAGCUUUAAAAUUUUAUUUCUCUAAAGAAAAUAAAGUCUCAUAAAGGAACGC
This is a messenger RNA of Thlaspi arvense, 2995 nucleotides long. Lineage: Eukaryota; Viridiplantae; Streptophyta; Magnoliopsida; Brassicales; Brassicaceae. The record is from the annotation of a GenBank genome assembly.